AGAAGAACCGACCAUCCGCGCAAGUUAGCGUUAUGCCGAUUAAUUUUUAGCAUCUUCAAACAAAGCCUCGCUUAGAAAGGAACGGUUUCUUAUGGGGAAGCGAGAGAAAGAGCGAAGAUUGGGCGGCUAGCUUCUGUUUCAUUUCACAAUACAUUAGUGGGUCACGAAGAGGAAGCAAGACUGAACUGUGUUAUGAUAUUGUGCCAUUAAUGGUAAUUGCAUUCCUCUGUAAAAAUGACGUGUACCAGUUCUAUGCAAUUGUCUCCCCGUUUAAAAUAUUACGGAAAUCUUGGAUGCUGUAAUGUUCAUGCUGGUGUAACAGGAAAGGAACGAUUACAUAUGGUUCAUAUCAAUCUUUCAUCACGUGUUAUGCAACAGGAUGCUUGGAGUCUUUAUCUUCUAAGCAGGGUGUGUGGACCAAUAAAUCCUGUAUCUUCCAGGGGUGAUGUUUUUCUGUGCCGAUCUGUUUUGGUACCAGGUGGAGGAAAUGAGAUUCCUGUUCUGAAAUCUGCUGCUGUGAUUUUGACAAAGUCAUAUGAUACAUUACGCGGAAACCCUGUCGUACUUCAGCUCAUCCAAGCAGCUGGAAUUAUUGCUUUUGCAGCAUGGGGUAUUGUGCCACUCAUGCGUCUGGGCAGGGUUAUAUUCCUCAAUAGGACUGAUAGUAGUUGGAAGAAAAGUAGUACAAACUAUGUUCUGACCUCAUAUCUUCAACCAUUGCUGCUAUGGACUGGAGCAACACUUGUCUGCAGGGCGUUAGAUCCAGUCGUUUUACCUUCAGAAGCAAGCCAGGCUGUAAAGCAACGGGUUUUGAAUUUUGUACGAUCAUUAUCAACAGUGCUGGCAUUUGCCUAUUGUUUAUCAAGCUUUAUCCAGCAGGCACAAAAAUUCUUUAUGGAGAAAAAUGGUUCUGAUUCCAGUGAAGCAAGAAAUAUGGGCUUCAAUUUUGCUGGGAAAGCUGUUUAUUCUGCGGUAUGGGUUGCUGCUGUAUCCUUGUUCAUGGAGUUGCUUGGUUUCUCUACUCAGAAGUGGCUUACUGCUGGAGGUCUUGGUACGGUAUUGCUCACACUUGCUGGUCGUGAGAUUUUUACAAACUUCCUUUCGAGUGUAAUGAUCCACACAACACGGCCAUUUGUUGUCAAUGAAUGGAUCCAAACAAAGAUUGAAGGCUAUGAAGUUUCUGGCACUGUUGAGCAUGUGGGUUGGUGGUCACCCACAAUUAUAAGAGGAGAUGAUCGUGAAGCUGUUCACAUUCCAAAUCACAAGUUCACUGUUAGUGUGGUGAGGAAUCUUAGUCAGAAGAGUCAUUGGCGCAUCAAGACCCACCUUGCUAUCAGUCACUUGGAUGUCCAAAAAGUUAAUAAUAUUGUAGCUGACAUGCGCAAAGUUUUGGCCAAAAAUCCUCAAGUAGAGCAGCAAAAGUUGCACAGAAGAGUUUUCUUGGAAAAUGUAAACCCAGAAAAUCAGGCUCUGAUGGUUCUGGUAUCUUGCUUUGUGAAAACUUCACGCUUUGAAGAGUACCUCUGUGUUAAGGAAUCAAUACUCCUGGAUCUUCUCAGAGUUGUCAGCCAUCAUCGAGCUCGACUGGCCACUCCCAUCCGGACAUUUCAGAAAAUUUACAGUGAGGCUGACUUGGAGAAUGCACCUUUUGCUGACACGAUUUUCUCGCAUUCUAGAGCAGCUACUGAUCGCCCAUUUCUUCUCAUUGAACCUGCUUAUAAGAUCAAUGGUGAAGAGAAAGCUAAAGCUUCAAGUUGUCCAGUGCAAAAUGAGGCAAAAGAUGCGAAGGUUGAAGCAGCCUCAACAUCUGGCUCCAAGGUAGAUUCGAAGGCCGGAUCAGAGUCAAUUCUUGAGUCCAGUGGAGAUACGGUAGCAUCAACAGGUGCCUCCAAUGCCAGUACAAAGUUCCAAUCUAGGAAUGUGAGGCAGGAUAAUUCAAUUAAAAACAAAAAUGAGGAAGAUCCAAAUGAAACAAUUAGAGAUGCAGGGAAGAAGACAGGGGAUGUAAUUUCCGAAGACAUUAAUCAGGGAGCAUCUGAGAAAUCUCCACAUACUACCAGUGAAAAAGCCGAAAUUCUUUCAGCACCAGCGAAGCAAGAUGUUGAGAGGUCUGUUGGACCACAACCUGCAGUAGCGAGGCCACCCUUGGAAGAGAACAUUGUUCUUGGGGUUGCUCUUGAGGGCUCAAAAAGGACUCUUCCAAUUGAGGAUGAAACGGAAGCAGCUUCCCUGUCUGCAGAAUCAAAAGAAAUGACUGCCAGCCGCAAUGGGAGUGGGUCUCCUGCUGUUGGCAAAGAUAAGAAAGAUGGUCAGAUGUCGGCAGUUCCACUUCCUGGUGCCAAUCAAAUUGAUUAGUAGGAUAUAAAACAUGGAGAGAUUCUGUUUUCGAUUGAUGUGCAGAAAUAUGCAUGCUGCUGUGUUUUUAAAGCUGGUAUGCUAGAGGGUGUACAUGUCAUCAAUCGACUGACUGACACUAAAUAAUUGUGGAAACAAAAAUUUGGGCAGAUAGGGCUUAUUACUUGGGAUAUUGAUUUGAUAUUUCAAUUGUCACAACGUUACAAAUUGUCAAGAAAUGAUGGAAAAAAGUUGAUCCUUAGAAAGACAUCGUUAAUACAGUAUUAUGUAUACAUAAUUAGAUAAAUAAAUGAUAUGUCAUUGUACAAGUU
Messenger RNA from Mangifera indica (mango), 2666 nucleotides. Its product is annotated as mechanosensitive ion channel protein 3, chloroplastic. The record is from RefSeq and is a predicted model, not a curated record. The transcript has 14 exons. Gene Ontology annotation, biological process: transmembrane transport. Lineage: Eukaryota; Viridiplantae; Streptophyta; Magnoliopsida; Sapindales; Anacardiaceae. Gene Ontology annotation, cellular component: membrane. Bases 235 to 2355 code for a protein of 706 amino acids.